UCUGCCAACAAUACAACCACACGUGGACAAAAUGCAUUUACAAUCAUUGACAACGUGAUGCAUCUAAUCAUUUACAGUUUAAAUAGAUGAAUUACGUGAUUAUACCAAAAAUCGUCUACAUUUGUCAUUGAUUUAACAUAAUAUAUAUGAGGGAAUACAAACAGUUAUUUUCUAGCAAUAAAUUAUACUCCCUGAACCGCCUCACCCACUUGAAGAGAGGUGUUGAUGACUAUAUACAGUAGGUGGCGGCACCUCUUAAACACCACAGAAGAUGCCGAAAAGCAUCAACAGGAAGUACUUUGUUACCGUCUGUCGAGUUUUCAAACCAAAUAAAAUUUCACAGGAUCUUUCUGAUGUAAAAUUAGUCUCAAUGAGACGUUUGUUUGUCACAGCUUAAAUCCAGUUUGAUAUGUAAAAGGACGUUUGAUUGCGCUGGUCUAGCUUUUCUUUAUCUGAACGCCGUAACAAGGAACGUAACUCUAGCGUACACCUUUACUUUCAUGGUUUUUUAUUUGAAGAAAGAAUCGCUCCCUAGAUGGAUCGGGACAGAGCUAGUACGUCCCCCUCCAACCUGCCGGAGUCCCCUGGUCGCAACUCUCCUGAUAUUGCCUUACUGCUGGGUCUGAAGAUGGUGUCUGUGAGGCUGGUCGACUGCAGGAAAACACCAGGGCAGAGUGGAACUUUGAGAGGGGGACACGAGGAGGAAGACUUGAUUUCAUCAAGUAAGAACAAUGGGGACACCCUUAACUGUCGCUCUCUCAAUGGUAGGGACUUAUUUGGGGAGCCUCAACAACAUGUUUGUGACAAGGUAGAGAAGAGUCUCUCCCGAUCAGAACACCUCAAAAAGCACAGACGUACAGGGAAGAAACCUCACCACUGCUGCUCUGACUGUGGGAAGAGUUUCACUAGCAGGAGUGGUUUCAUAAUGCACCAACGGAGUCACACCGGAGAGAAACCGUACUGCUGCUCUCAGUGUGGGAAGAGUUUUGCUGCUUCUAACGCCUUCAAAUCUCAUCUGAGAAUUCAUACAGGAGAGAAACCUUACAGAUGCUCACAGUGUGGGAAGAAUUUUUCUGCUUCUAACACGUUCAAAUCUCAUCUGAGAAUGCAUACAGGGGAGAAGCCUUACCCCUGCCUUGACUGUGGGAAAAGCUUUGCUAACACGGGAAUUCUAAGCAUACACCAGCGUGUACACACUGGAGAGAAGCCUUAUAGCUGUAAUCAGUGUGGGAAGAGCUUUGCUCGGUCAGGAGAGCUGACUACACACCUGGUAACACACACUGGAGAGAAGCCUUAUGUCUGUCUAUGUGGGAAGAGCUUUGCUCUAUCAGGACACCUGAAUAGACACCAGCGAACACACACUGGAGAGAAGCCUUAUAGCUGUGAUCAGUGUGAGAAGAGCUUUGCGCUAUCAGAACACCUGAAUAGACACCAGCGAACACACACUGGAGAGAAACCUUAUAGCUGUGAUCAGUGUGGGAAGAGUUUCAGUCUAUCAUGGACCCUAAAUACACACCAACGAACACACACCGGAGAGAAACCUUAUGUCUGUCUAUGUGGAAAGAGCUUUGCUCAUUUAGGGCCAAUGAAAAAACACCAGAAAGCAGAAAUGUGCCAUAUUUCCUCUCCCUCCUAUCUGACACCGGUUCCAGAUCCCUAAAUAAAGGAUCAGUAGAAAACAUCUAGUGAACAGUCAUAUCCAUCUCCCAUUCUUAGACAGUUGCCUUAGUCUGAUCACCAUGGUAACCUCUGUGCAGCAUAAUAUGCAUCUCUGAUCUAGGAUCAGGUCUCCCCUGUGUCUAUGUAAUAUCGCACAUUGGGAUUUGAAUGGAUAAAUGUUACCAUAGAAUGUCAUAGUCAACGUGUGUGUUUACGUACUCCUAAAACGAAUCAAUGAUGCAUUGAAUAAUAAUAUUCAUGAGGUCAAAGUAAGAUCUAUGCAUACUGUGUCUUGUGACAACGGUUAAUGUAAUAACUUUCAGAUUUAUAAUGUAAUAAAACCGGGAAAUGUAA
Messenger RNA from Oncorhynchus kisutch (coho salmon), 2013 nucleotides. Its product is annotated as zinc finger protein 239-like. Lineage: Eukaryota; Metazoa; Chordata; Actinopteri; Salmoniformes; Salmonidae. The coding region runs from base 536 to 1660 and encodes 374 amino acids. Gene Ontology annotation, biological process: regulation of transcription by RNA polymerase II. Gene Ontology annotation, molecular function: RNA polymerase II cis-regulatory region sequence-specific DNA binding; DNA-binding transcription activator activity, RNA polymerase II-specific. Gene Ontology annotation, cellular component: nucleus. The record is from RefSeq and is a predicted model, not a curated record. The transcript is spliced from 3 exons.